AUGCUCCUGAACGACUGGGGGGCGCCCGCGGGGAGCAGCCCGGCCUUCUACGUCCACGCUGAGGGCCUGGCCUCGGGCGUGGUCUACCAGGUGGCGAACGUGAUCGCCACGCAGGCGGUGAAGAAGGUCGGCAUCGGCUCGGCGGAUUACACCGUGCACGAGGUCAGCAACGUCGGUGCGACCCUGUUGAUAGGCUUCGUGGGGCCCGAGCUUGGGCUGCCAGUGAAGGUGCCUUCAAACAUAUCUCUCGCAAUUUUUGGCGCCUUCCUCACGGGCCUCGGCAUGAUCCCAACGAUGCUGAUGACCGACGCGCCCGAAGAGAAGCCCGCGGAGAUCAAGCAGAAGCUGCUCGUGGCCUCGGCCGCCGGGCAGGCCUCGGGUCAGUCGGGCAGGAGGUCCCUGAGAAACGUGGACUUCGGCGCCGCGGACGAGGCGUCCAUGCUGGAGGCAAACGCGCACAGCUGGGACAUGUUUCAGGUCAACGCCCACACCUGGGACGGGAGCACCGUUCCGCCGCGCAUGCGGACGACCCUCAAGCAGUUCCAGCACACGACGGGAGGACUGCCCACGACGCCGGCGUUCCUUGAGGAGGACGAGGAGGAGCAGGAGGAAUCGCUGCAAGAGGGCUGGGGUCGCAAGGUCAGCAACGAGAAUACCAAGAAGGACAAGGUGGUCGGUCUAGUGCUUUCUCUGAUUGCCGGCGCACUGUUUGGAAUCAUGUUUGCGCCUAUGCCCUACUGGCAGGCCCGGAUGAGCAGAGCGGGCGUCAGCGCACGCCCUGCCGACUUUGUUUUUGCCGUCUGCGUCGGCACGUCUCUGACUUCUACUGCGUGGUUGCUGUUCUGGUCUGCCAUCAAGCGCUUCCAGAACAGGGCGUUGGAAAAGAGCGUGUUGCGCCCCGCGCUCUUCGCGGGCGCAAUUUAUUAUUAUGCGCUUCUACUUGAGUUCUCGGCCAUGGCCCUGCUGCCCUACGCGGUUGCGUACGUCGCCUGCACGGGCUUCGCUCUUGCGGUCAGCAUGGGCUGGGGGAUGUUCUGCUUCGGAGAAAUGACGGGAAGCCACAAUAGGCUGAUGGCUGCCCUGUCCUUCCUGGGUGUUAUCUUGGGCGCCGUUGUGCUUGCGGCAGCUGCUUGA
Messenger RNA from Prorocentrum cordatum, 1134 nucleotides. The record is from the annotation of a GenBank genome assembly. NCBI's taxonomy places the organism in Eukaryota, Dinophyceae, Prorocentrales, Prorocentraceae.